UAUUAAUAUAAUUAUUAAUUAUUUUUAGAUGAAGAUAUCCAAAUCUCUCUUAAUCAUGGUUCUCAGCUGUGCUGCCCUGACGUCUGCAAAAACUUAUCUAGUGGAGACAGAACCGGAAUAUCAUUCAGAUACAAUUAUCGAUCACUUUGGACCAUUUGAAGAUAUCCCUCAGACAAAUCAACAAGUCAACUACUCUCCUCCUGAUGUCACUCCUCCUGCUGCUGCUGCUCCUGCAGCCGUGGCUCCUGCCGCUGCUGCUCCUGCUGCUGCUGCUCCUGCCGGUGCUGCUCCUGCUGCUGCUGCUCCUGCCGCGGCUGCCCCUGCUGCUGCUGCUCCUACCAAAACUGGAAGAUCUUAUGCUUAAAGAAAUAAGUAUAACAUUUGUAAACAAACAAAAUAAAAUCAAGAUUUCCA
Molecule: messenger RNA, 414 nt
Organism: Eurytemora carolleeae
Lineage: Eukaryota; Metazoa; Arthropoda; Copepoda; Calanoida; Temoridae
Product: NADH-quinone oxidoreductase subunit I 2-like
Exons: 2
Coding region: 29-364 (111 amino acids)
Source: RefSeq, a predicted model, not a curated record